AUGGCUCAUAGAUACUCAAGAUCUGAGAAAGGAAAAUGGACGGCAGAUUCAUCCAGAGCUGACCGCCGCCGGCCGAUACGCAUCCCGCACAACGAUAACUCAGCGCUCAUUGAAGAAAAUAAACUCACACUCAUAGGGCGAGUGACAAACCCGGCCAUCCAGAAGACUCAAUGGGUUGUAGACUGGCUUCUACAGUACUGGAAGGUUGAAGGGGAGCUUACUGGAAGAGAAUUAGGUCCAGAACUCUUCCAAAUCCGCUUCACCUCCGAGGAAGCUCUCCAAAUAGUACUUAGGAAGGGACCUUACCACUGCAAAAGAUGGAUGAUCCUCCUACAAUGGUGGGAACCGGUGGUUUCAAACUCCUUCCCCAGAAUGAUUGCCUUCUGGAUAAGAAUCCACGACCUGCCGCUUCACUUCUGGACACUUGAAGCUCUAACAACUAUAGGAGAGGAACUAGGACCGAUCCUAGACAAAGACGUGGACCACGCGAGAAUUAAAGUCCUCAUUGAUGGACUAAAGAAGCUGGAAAUGUGCCUUCCCCUUGAACUCCUAUCAGGAGAUGAGAUUUAUGUUACUCUAGAAUAUGAAAAACUAGAGAAACAUUGCUUCAUCUGCUACUCUCUCUAUCAUGAGAAGGAAUCUUGCCCUCUUAAUAGGGAUAAAACUACCAAGCUGGAUGUCUCACAAGGUAUAAGCCAGCAAAACACUCUUAGAAAGCUUGAAGACCAUCGACGGAGACAUGACAGAAGAUCCAUCUCUCUGAGCUCAAGAGAUAGAGGACUGGAAUACAGAGAACAUAUAAUCAACUUUUGA
Molecule: messenger RNA, 813 nt
Organism: Brassica oleracea var. oleracea
Lineage: Eukaryota; Viridiplantae; Streptophyta; Magnoliopsida; Brassicales; Brassicaceae
Exons: 1
Coding region: 1-813 (270 amino acids)
Source: RefSeq, a predicted model, not a curated record